AUGGGCAAUACCAACUCAUCUUCACAAAAACGUGAUGGAAGGAAGUGUCAAAGUUUACCGUGCUCGCCAGACAUUCGAAGACAAUUGCCAGUGCCAACAAAGCUUAAUGGAAAUGGAACAUCAAUUCCACUUCCAGCGACAGUUCUUGUUGCUAGGAGAUCAACUGAGAAAGGACGAGGAAUUCCAGUACCUAAUGGACAGUCAAGUAUGAUUAGGUAUCCAUCUGGGACACCAUCGUCCGAGAAUAGCAGACCGAGUAGUCCACCGGAUCUUAAAUCCAAUGAUAAAUUAAGAUUUCAACAGAACUCUAAAAUUCCACCGUCGCCUUACAACAUCGCCCACGAUGCAUCAAUGAUAUCAAAUGUUAGUGAAAAUGCUCAAUCUACCAUACAGCAGUCAAACGGAACGGUAAAGCAAUCAAUGCUUGACAAAUUGAAGCUCUUUAACAAAGAUAAAGAACGUUCAAAGUCAUCAAAGAGAACCAGUUCUAGUAGCGGUUUCUCAUCAGCACGCAGUGAUUCAAGUUUGAGUCUUAAUAACGAUCCGAAUGCGACAUCAGCAACAAAGAAUAAGAAAAAUGAUGCAUUAACUAAAGUAACGUCAUCAUCGUCGUCGUCAACUGUCUCAACCCAAAAGUCAUCAAAACUUUUAGCAUCGAAGGGAAUAAAGGAGACACCUGGACUUCCAUCAGCAAUUAAAAUGCAAUCAAAAAAUGAGAAUAAGAAGGAGAAAAGUUUGGGACGAAAUAUUUCAGACGAGAAUAUAACAAAAUUACAGAAAGUACCGACUGUAAAGUUUGUACCGCAAAUACAGCAAAUUAAUCAAAAUGAUCUCAGAAUUAAGCAACCACUACAGCCACAACAACAGCAGCAGCCGGUUUUACGUAAAAUUGAAAUCAGAACAGACAUGAAGACAGGUCUGACACAGUCACAAUUAAUGCAGCAUCAGCAACAUCCAAAAGCCAUCAUUCAACCGACACCGGUUAUAACGAGCAUUCCAAAGCCAAUGGCUGCUAUAAAAGGAACAAGUAAAACGAUUCACAACGAGAUAAAGCGUGACGACAUUAAUUUUGAUGCCAAAAUAGAUAAGCAGCAUAUCCAACAUCUCAAUAAUAGUAGCAUGUCACUUAAUAGUGAGCAUCAUAAGAUGCAAGUUGUUAAUCCACUCACCAUGAGUCCACUCCAUAAUCAAUUAUUGAUUCAUGCAAAAUGUAAUGGCUCGUCGCAGUCAAUGAGCGAUAGUAUCCAUUCAGCAUCAACAAACAAUCACUCAAAUUCGAGUGAAUCGAGUGUCAUUUAUCGACCGAGUGCAUCAGAAUCUGGUGGAUCUGAGUUUUAUCAUUCAAAUAUGCCGACAAUGCAACAACAUCGUAAUCCCAUACCAAACCGUAAAGUGGAUCAUUUUAAUGAUCCGUUGCUAACAGUCGCCACGACAAAUGGACAUAAAUUCAAUACAAUACCGUCAAAGAUGAAUGGUGCAGCAAUGGGAAUUGGCAAUAAUCACAUGGCAACAAUAAUAUACGAGGAUGGAAAGCAGCAGGGAUCAUCGGUCGUACCAUUGCGUUCAAUAAUGCGAAAUUACAAUAACAACAAUAAUCAUCAUGUUACACUACCUACUCGUGGAGCACGUGGUGGUCAGAAUUUAGUAAAUGGCUAUUAUGAUGAACACAAUCAAGGCUAUUGUAGUGAUGGCGAUGCUUUACGUAAAACUCAGAUACGUUAUACAGACAUUGAAAACGGAUACUUGUCUGAGGGUGGUGUAGGCGGAAGUAAUGGAGUAUCGAAUCCACAUCUCAUGAGCAUUUUUCGAAAUCGACCGCAAUUACCAAUGACCAUUGCUGAAGAAAGAUGCAGACCGAGUAAGGAUGGAAAUUUAGAAAGUCCCGAGAUGGAUGUAAACGCUGAGAAUUGGAAUCAAAGGGAGAAGCAAUCAAUCGCAAUGAAAAAUGCCAGUAAUCCAAAGUCACGUGUCAAAAGUGUUCCACAAAAUUUCGGGUAUACGAAAAAAAGUAACGGAAGUGCAACAGCAACGGAGAUAUCAACAAGCGCAAUGACAUCAAGAACGGCAGCUGUUUCAGCCGUUCCACGAUCAAAUAAACUUGCAAAAGUGUCAGGUGGCACGCAGACAACGACAAACGAUUUUCAACAGAAAGCAAUGCAGAGUUAUAAAAGUUAUUCACUGAAUGGCCCCGGAGCAGCACAGCUGAGUCAAUCAGUCAAAGACAGGUUUGCAUCAGGAUCAAAUAGUUUACCAAAAUCCGGUUUAGAUAUGCAUGUUUUUCAUGCUAGAAUGGCUGCUAGUCGUGCAUCAUCUAAAAUUAAUGAUGGUAGUCUAUCCGAUACGUAUUCCGAUAUAAAAGAUUAUAGUUCCUAUUCGAUGUGGUUAAGGCAUAGUAAUACAUCAAGUAGAUUAUCAGAUGGUGGUGAAUCAAUCGAUAGUAGCAUGUCUUUAUUGACAAGAAAUCAGCGGUUGAUUCAGCACAGAAAUUCAACGCAGUCGCCUGGAUUAAAGCUUAAUAGAAGCAACAGUAUAAGAUCUACAAAAUCGGAAAAAACAUAUCCAUCAAUGUUGAGUCGUGCUUUAAUGCCAUCAGCAUCGAAUGAGAUAGAAACUGAACCAUACUACUGCUUACCCGUCAAUGGUAAUGUUCCAUGGAGUCAACCCACGUCACCAACGCCACGCAAUUUAACGGGUCUCAUAUCGCCAACGCAUACAAAUUCUCAUAGACUUGUUUAUCAUAACAAGAAAAAUGAUGAAGUACAUGGAAGUCAAAUAUCACUCAUGUCUGGCGGUUCUUCAAUGUAUGGCUCAACAACCGAAGAACAACGACAAGCGAAUGAAGUACGACGCUUAAAACGUGAAUUGACUGAAGCACGUGAACAAGUUAUGAGCUUAUCGAGUCAAUUGUCAACGAAUACAAGAAUGGCAAUGGUUAAAGCCCAAAUACCAGAGGGCUAUGCCACAAUUCGACGAAGCAAGAGUCGAGCAAAAAAAUUUCGGUGUACAUCAACGUCCUCAAACGAGACAACCAUAUCGACUACAAUAACGACAAAUCAUCAACAGCCGCAACACUUUGAGAUGAUUGAUAUGAAUGAACGGAAUUCAAUUAACCGAAAGUUUGAGUCGGAUAUAGUGUAUAGUAAUGGAAACAUAAAGAAUAAAAAUAAUGAUAUAUUCAAUGAUGACGAUGAAGGCGUAAUAAAUGACAUUGAGACAGAUGGUGAUGUAUUCUUAAGAAAUAAUAUUGAAAAUGAGAAUGAUGAUGAUGAUAUUUAUGGAACUAACAAUAAGAGACGAACGUUUCAAACAUUUAAGCCUAAAGAGAACAUCGGGAGUAAUGUUGAUGUCAGUCAACAGAUUAGAAAUAAUAUCAUCAGUAAAAGUAGUCGGGAUUUAAGUCAUUCAAAUGAUUAUAUUCAAUCGUUACCAUAUGACUUGCUUAUGUCACCGCUCAAGUCACCACAGUACAUUAAUCAACUAAAUGCAAUGCGCAAUAAUAAUAAUAACAUAAUAAACAAUAAUAAUAUCAACAACACGAGUAAAUCAAUAGCGAUAAUGAAUGGAAAUGAUGCAGCUGUACGUCAGCAACAAUUUCCGUUAUAUUCACGACCAGAUAGUCCGAAAUAUAUUAAGUUAUUUAAUAAUAAUCGUUCGACAUCACCGUCAGCCGAUAGCAUGGAUAAUUGCUCAUCAAACUCAUCUACAACAUACUCACCAGCAUACCUGACCAAUCAACAGCUACAAACGAUAACAACAACACAAAUAACGUCAUUCAUGAAUCAAGAUGAUGAUAAUUUAAUAUUAAUCGAUAGUCGAAAGCCACCGACAGUGAAGAGCAACAGCAGUUUGGGAUAUCGAAAGUCAUUUAGUCAUAUAAAUCGUGCCCAUCAUCAGCAACAAUACACGAAUGGAAAUGGUGAAAAUAAUAAUAUUAACAAUAGAAAACAUAAUGGAAGUUUUAUGAGCUGUAAAGCGACUAAUAGUCAAGAAUUCAUAAAUGGCUUUGAAAAGCCAUCAAUUAGUACAUUAACAAUGACAAAAUCACUUGCAAUGCCUUCAAUAUCCACAUCGAAUUUAUACACGAGACAGCGUUUUGCGACUCUCGCUCAUCCCAAAGAGAAGUCAUUGCAUGGUGCCAACACGAAAUCAACAUCAUCAUUGAAUGAGAGUCACGUUUACUGGGAUCCCGUGUUGGAUAGUAAAAUUGGAUCGCAAACAACGUUGAGACACAAACCAGCAAUACCAUGGUGGGAAAUUGCAUGCAAAAAGGAAUAUCGACAGAGCUGUCCACCAAUGCAGGCGCAUGUCGUGAAUGCAUUUGAGAAAUCACUUGCAACAAUGACAAAUCGGCUACAAUCACUGACUGCUGCAACCGAGAAGAAGGAAUCAGAAAUUACGGAUAUGCGGCAAACAAUAGAAUUACUCAAGAAGCAAUCAAUUCAAGCCGGUUUAACAUCAGCUCAUAUCGAGAGUAUGGGCGUGAAAAUGAAUGUUAAUGGUAAUGGAAGUCCUACAAAGAAGUCCAUUAAUGGAUCCCAUGAAUCGGGACUACAGAAUGGAAAUGGAACGAUGCAAAGACAAUUAAGUACAGAUUCAGUUUGCUCAAUUAACUCAUUAAGUUCUAAUUGCUCAAUGCAAGAUAAGAAGAAGAAGAAAGGAUGGCUCCGAAGUUCAUUCACAAAAGCAUUCUCGAGAAAUGCAAAAAUUUCCAAGACGAAUCGUCAGAUGAGUUUAAAUGGAAAUUUAUCGGAAUCAAAGGCAUCUCUACCACCACCGACGCAGUUAAAGAUGAUACCAAAAUUACCGACAGCCAAUACAGUCCCAGACUUGGGAAAACCACCAAUUUCACCGACUAAACUAUCGAAUCGUCAAGUUACGUUAAUCGAAAAUGCCAAACCAUUUGACUCAAUAGAAGUAGAAAAUCAUCCGAUUGUUGAAGAAUUAAAGAAGCAGUUACGCGAAAAAGAUAUGGUACUCACCGACAUUCGAUUGGAAGCACUUACUCAGGCAUCUCAAAUGGAAACAUUAAAGGAAACUGUCAAGGCAAUGCGACAAGAAAUGAUGGCAUUAAGACAAAACAAUGACAGACUACAGAAAAUGGUGACAAGUCGAUCACUUGCUGGUUCUGAAACAUCAAUCGGAUGCCCAGCUUCACCAUGUUCUGCUGGUGACUCUAGAAGAUAUAGUUUCGCAACAGAUUCAGGACAUUCUCGACCACCAUUAGAUUUACCUGAUAAUUUAGAUGAAACUGAGGAAGAAGACGAAGUUCCAACGCCAGCACCUGCACCACUUUCACCACAUUUAAUGAACGACAUUUCACCAACAUUAGAAAGAAUCUCAUUAUCACAUGAUGUCUUAGCAACACCCGGCGAAGAAAUUUCCGACUCAGGAGAUGGAAAACGAAUCUCAAUAGCUGUUUAUCUCGGUCAAGCAGAAAGAUAUACGAAAUAUAUGGAAGAAUUGAGUGAAUGUGAACAUUUUAAUGACGUUGAAGACGGAUUACAGCAUAAUAGCGAUAAUUUGAAGUUCCAUAACCAUUUCAAUCACUCACUUGAUGAUCCAAAUAAUGCCGAAAUGAUUAUUGCAUGCACAUACAUUUCUGGCAAGACUACAUGGCAGAAUCUCGAUUAUAUUGUUCGGAAGACAUUUAAGGAUUAUCUUUCGCGCGUUGAUCCGGGUACAAAUUUGGGGCUUAAUACUGACUCAAUUACUUCAUAUCAUUUGGGUGAAGCAAAACGUGGGCCUGAAAUGGGAUUUCCAGAAUUAUUGCCAUGUGGAUAUAUAAUUGGUAAUGUUAAGUCAUUGUACAUAUGCUUACAAGGUGUUGGUAGCUUAGCAUUUGAUACGCUAAUUCCAAGAUCUAUUGUUCAUCGUUAUAUUAAUUUGUUAACCGAGCAUCGAAGAUUGAUUUUAUGUGGACCAAAAGGAACUGGCAAGAGCCAUUUAGCAAGAAAAUUAGCUGAAUUUUUAGUUGCCAAGUCUAAUCGAAGUCCAGCAGAAUCAAUUGCCACAUUCAAUGUCGACCACAAGUCAUCAAAGGACUUGCAACAUUAUUUAAGCCAAAUUGCUGAGCAAGCUUCAAUAAACUGUUCAAUGGAAGAGCUUCCAGCAGUAAUUAUAUUAGACAACCUUCACCACGCUUCAGAAUUAGGUGAUGUGUUUUCAUGCUUAUUAAGUGCUGGCCCAGCAUCUAAGCUUCCAUGUAUUAUUGGCACAAUGUCACAAGCGACAUGCAACACAACAAAUCUUCAGUUGCAUCACAAUUUUCGAUGGGUAUUGACUGCAAACCACAUGGAACCAGUUAAAGGAUUCUUAGGUAGAUUUCUUCGUCGUCGACUUUACGACAUUGAAUUACUGAAUGGAUCGCCCCAAAUUCAAAUGGAAAAGAUUUUCAGAUGGUUGCCAACACUCGUUCAACAUAUCAAUUCAUUUUUGGAGACGCACAGCUCUAGCGAUGUUACUAUUGGACCACAAUUAUUCCUCGAAUGUCCAAUUGACGUAAAUGAUUCACAAAAAUGGUUCUUAGAUUUAUGGAAUAUUACAUUAGCUCCUUACAUGAUUAAUGCAAUUAAAGAAGGUGUUCAAUUAUACGGAAGAAGAGGAAAUGCAUGGACUGAUCCAUGUCUAUACAUUCGUGAAACUUAUCCAUGGCCAAUUACUCCAUCAACAGUACCAAAACUGAAAACAAUAACAGCUCAGGACGUAGGAUUAGAGGAAGCGGAAUUAUUAGGAAGUAAGGAAGAUCCACUACUAAACAUGUUGAACCAAUUGAAAGAAGCUGCAAGUUGGAAUGAAAUUCAACAAGAUGACUCCGAUUGUGUCAGUCUCGAUUCAAAUUUUACACACGACAGUUCAGUAGCUGAAAAUUAAAUUAACACCAACUGUAAUUAAUUAUUUUAAAAACGACGAUCAGAGGCAUCUUACUGCUAACCCUGGCGACGAUUCAUGUGCAUUUUUGUGCAUAGAAAAUUAUUUCAAAGUAACAUUUACAGAAUAAGAUGAAUAAUUAAUUAAUAUCAUUUUUAAUUAAAUAAUUGCGAAAAUUUCCUGUGAUAUUAUACAAAAGAAAAUACAUAAAUCAACUAAACCAAUUUCAUUUUAACGAAAUAUAAUAUUAUUCAUAUUAUGCUUCGACUUUUUGCAACAUAAAUAUAAUAUAAAAUUACGUACAUUAAUAAAGUAUAUAUUUAGAUGUGGCUCGCAAUUUUUCUAUAGGUUUUUAAUCGACAUCCUCAAUUAUAUUAAAAUAUAUAAAGAAUCGAAUCGUUUUUAGCUUUGUAUUAAACAGAAAUAUCUAUUGACGAUUAACAAGGAAAGCCAUUUACACUACAAGAGUAAACAUUAUUAUACAUUAAAUUAAUUAAAACGCUGAAAUAAAGAAUGAAAAAAAUUUUAUAAAAAUUAAAAUUUGUCGAUUUUUUAAAAUCUUAUUUUUAUUUUUUCAGAAUUUUUAAGCAAAUCGUACAUCUUCAUUUUCUCAAAUCUUUAUUAAAGUCGUCAAUU
This is a messenger RNA of Chironomus riparius, 7503 nucleotides long. Lineage: Eukaryota; Metazoa; Arthropoda; Insecta; Diptera; Chironomidae. The record is from the annotation of a GenBank genome assembly.